This is a messenger RNA of Gongylonema pulchrum, 248 nucleotides long. The record is from the annotation of a GenBank genome assembly. Lineage: Eukaryota; Metazoa; Nematoda; Chromadorea; Rhabditida; Gongylonematidae.
CUGCUAAGUGCAGAAAUUUUAGAUCAUCCCAAACUUCGUGCAUUUGUAUCGCACUGCGGUCUGAAUAGCCUUACGGAAAGUGUGAUUGCCGGAGUACCGGUCAUUUGUAUUCCGUUGUUCGGUGAUCAAAUGAGGAACGCUAGGACGGGACAAAAAAGAAACAUAGCGAUGAUUCUGGACAAACAGGAUCUAACGGCUGAUGAUUUGGCUAGUGCGCUUAGGACUAUCAUUUAUCAGGACAGGUAAAU